GCCACAUCAAGUCGUAGAUUGACCCAUAGUUAGCAACCUAAUUCAAUCUAGAGAAUGGAUUAUUUUGUGUUUGUGGGCAGCGUCCUCUUGCUGAUGUUCAGCCCAGCUGCUCCGAUGUGCGUCCCAACGGACUACACGCUCUACGUGGAGAAGCCCGAGUGUAACUUUUGUGUGGCUAUCAACACCACCAUCUGCAUGGGAUUCUGUUACUCUCGGGACAGCAACAUGGGAGACCUGGUGGGCCUGCGCUUUCUGCUCCAGAGAGGCUGCACCUACAACCAGGUGGAGUACCGCACGGCCAUCCUGCCCGGCUGCCCCAGCGAGGGCAGCUCUCUGUUCAGCUACCCCGUGGCCCUCAGCUGCCACUGCGGAGCCUGCAACACCGCAGUCGAUGAGUGCGCCCACAGAGCCAGCAGCAACAGGCCCACGUGUACCAAGCCCGUCAGACACAUCUACCAGAGCAACUUCCUGCUGCCCUUUUAAUUUCUAAAGGCUGGCUGUUUGAUUCAGGUUUUUAGUUUUCUUUUCCUAUGCUUGUUUGGGGCUUUUCAGUAUGUUUAUGGGGUUAAGAGCAGCCAACUGUUGGAUGUUAUAAUGACCACCAUUUGCUUUUAAUAAUAUUAAUUCUAUCGUUAGUAUUAGGACUGGUCGAUAUUGACAUUAGUAUUUUACCUGUUGAAAUACUGAGAGAAAAGAAAGGGAUAUUGGCAUCAACCUAGGGUAAUUUUCCACUAGGGAGUAGUAGUACCAUGAAAAAAAACCAUCUGAAUAUACACUGCAUACAAACGUUUUGUUACUUUUUGUUUAUUUCCAAAUAAAGAUAUUUCAAAUA
Molecule: messenger RNA, 832 nt
Organism: Gadus chalcogrammus (walleye pollock)
Lineage: Eukaryota; Metazoa; Chordata; Actinopteri; Gadiformes; Gadidae
Gene: tshba
Product: thyroid stimulating hormone subunit beta a
Exons: 2
Coding region: 55-483 (142 amino acids)
Biological process (GO): G protein-coupled receptor signaling pathway
Cellular component (GO): cytoplasm; extracellular region
Molecular function (GO): hormone activity
Source: RefSeq, a predicted model, not a curated record